Messenger RNA from Bufo gargarizans (Asiatic toad), 2111 nucleotides. RefSeq names its product oocyte zinc finger protein XlCOF8.4-like. The record is from RefSeq and is a predicted model, not a curated record. Bases 302 to 1270 code for a protein of 322 amino acids. Gene Ontology annotation, biological process: regulation of DNA-templated transcription. Lineage: Eukaryota; Metazoa; Chordata; Amphibia; Anura; Bufonidae. The transcript is spliced from 8 exons.
CCAGGGGACCCCCAGGACCAGCCGAAACCACAGACCGGGAGAACCACCUUCAGCCAGCAGCAGACGAGCCGUCGGCAGACAAACCAGCAGAGCAGGAAAGGAGGAGUCUGAAGAGGAAGAACCAAAAAAACAUACUGCCCAGUGGACGGCAUGUUCUUAGACGUUGCCCCCCAGCCGAAGUGGUGUCCGAGAUCCCCAAGGUCCAAGCCAAGUAACUGUUCCUGCAGUUAAUAAUCAUCCGUGUCUUCUCCAUGAGACAGUGUUCCUCUCCCUGACUGGCCCACCAAGGCUGAAAAAAUACAUGGAGGAGAUGACUGAGGAGCUAUUAAGCCUCACCCUAGAAAUCAUGUACCUGCUAACCGGAGAGGAUUAUACAGUAGUGAAAACGGUUGACUGUGUGAGCCCCAGGAGCUGUCUUUUUGUGUCAGGAGGAUGGAGCAAGACCCAGAACCCCACCCCUAAACUUCUACCUCCUUCACUGAUACAUGACAGCACACUAAAGAUCCUGAAAAUCACCAGCAAGAUCACUGAGCUGCUGACUGGAGAGGUUCCUGUAAGGUGUCAGGAUGUCACUGUCCAUUUCUCCAUGAAGGAGUGGGAGUAUUUAGAAGGCCACAAGGAUCUGUACAAGGAUGUCAUGAUGGGAAGCAAGCCGCCUCUCACAACACCUGAUGGAUGCAGUAAGAGAAAUGUUCUAGAGAGAUGUCCCAGUCCUCUGUAUUUACAGCAUUGUCCAGGAGAAAAUCACAGUGUCUCAGAGGUUCAUCAGGGUGAAGAUCUUAUUGAUAUUAAAGUUGAAAUUAUAGAAAGAGAAGAAGAGGCACAUGAGAUGGGCUAUCAGCAGUGCAAGGAGGAACUUCCUGUAGAUAUCAGUCCAGAUGGCCUAAUCAAGAACACAGACAGACAUGUCCCGUUAUCUGCAGAUUGUAAAACGAAUGAUAAUAUCAAGCACGAUUUUUCAGGAGAAAACUCUUGUAUCCUAAAUAUACCCUCAGGACCUGAAAACACCUACCUUUUAUCAUUUCUAUCUAAUCAUGGGGAACUUUCUCCUGAUAACUCAAACACUUCUACACAAAGUACAGAUCAUGCAGAUAUUACAGUGUUGCCAAGCUCUGAAUGUGGAAAAUACUUUACUAAGGAGCCAAUGGUCAAAGGUCAAAGAUCAAAGAACUCACGUGGGAGAGAAGCCGUUUAUGUGUCCAGAAUGUGGAAAAUGCUUUACCCACAAAGCAUAUCUCGUAAAACAUCAGAGGAUUCACCUAGGGAAUGAGCCAUUCGCAUGUUCAGAAUGUGGGAAAUGUUUUUGCAAUAAAUCACUUCUUAUUGAACAUCAGAGAAUCCACAAAGGCGAGAAGCCAUUUCCAUGUUCAGAAUGUGGGAAAUUUAAUUCAUGUAAGAGUCAGCUUGAGAUACAUCAGAAAAUUCACACUGGAGAGCUGUUUACAUGUCAGGAAUGUGGAAAAUAUUUUAUUCAAAAGUCAGAUCUUGUUCGACAUCAGAGAAUUCACACAAAAAAGAAGACGUUUUUAUGUUCAGAAUGUGGAAAAUGUUAUUCACAGAAAGCUCGCUUUGAAAUGCAUCAAAGAAUUCACACAGAAAAAAAGCUGCUCACAUGCUCUAAAGUUAGAACCUGUUUCGGCCAUAAAGCGAAUCCUGAAAAACCUCAAAAUAAAGGGAUUCACACAGGAGAGAGACCUUUUUUAUGUGCUGGAUGUGGAAAAUGUUAUGCACAGAAAAUUCACCUUGAGUUGCAUCAGAGAAUUCACACACAGGAGAAGCAGUUUUCAUGUUCAGAAUGUGGGAAAUCUUUUACCCAGAGGUCUGAUCUUGUGGAACAUCUGAAAAGUCACACAAGGGAUAAUCUGUUUUCAUGUUUAGAGUGUGGGAAAUGUUUUGCACGUAAAAGUCAACUUGAAAUGCAUCAGAGGACUCACACAGGAGAGAAACCUUUUUCAUGUUCAGAAUGUGGGAAAUCUUUUACUCAGAGGUCUGGUGUUGUGGAACAUCAGAAAAUUCACACAGGAGAUAAUCUGUUUUCAUGUUUACAAUGUGGGAAAUGUUUUGCACGUAAAAGUCAACUUGAAAUGCAUCAGAGAACUCACAAAGGAGAG